GGCGGACGAUGGACGUAUAUAUGGCAUAUACCCAUACAAAUAUGUGAUUAAAGUGAAUGUAUGGAACUGUCAUUACACAUGAUCAUUAAGGCAAGUGGCACUGUGAAAUCAGUGACGAAAAACACAAGCAAUGCUGUAAUGCCCUGAAUUCACAAUGGAACUACGACUACCAGCGACUCACUUCAGCUCUCCUCUACUGGGGAGCUACAGUCUGCCAAGUCUUGCUGAAGGCAGUGAAGCUAUCAGUGAAGCAGAGGAAAUCCACGAGGUGAAGUCUCUUCAAGAGAAAGGUAACAAAGCCGUGAGGGCCAAAAAUCACACUGAAGCACUGAGGUAUUUCAGUGAAGCUCUGGACAUUGACCAGGGCAAUGUUGGUGUCCUGCAUGACCGUUCCUUGGCCCUGCUACAGAUGGGCAGGUACAACGAGGCCCGGGUGGAUGCGGAGGCGGUCAUCAUGAUGAGUCCUGGGUACUCACAGGGACAUCAUGUUCUGGGGCUCUGUCUUCACCAUCUCAACCAGAAUAAGGAAGCUCUUGUUUCCUUCCUUACUGCUCUUGACCUUGACCUUGAUGAAGCUGACAGGCUGACCAAUCAUAUUGCAUCGGUAGCUUCUCACCUCUGUGAUAUGCCAUCAGAAUUCAGAAAAAGUCUUAAAGACAUGGACGCCUAAAAACUCAGUGAAGUUGGCGUGUGCCUCUUCCAGAGCAAGAAGUUUGAUUUGUGCAUCCAAGUUCUCGAAGCAGCUCAGAAGUUUCAGACAAACCAGAAAGGAAUUACGAUGAAAAUACUUCUGACGAUGGCAAACGCUCACACAAGUGUACGUCAGAGAGAACAGGCUAUAGGUCUGUACUUGGACUGCCUCUCAAUGGCCGUUGCUACUCAUGACCAGUUGUAUCAGACCAAGUCGUUGGUCAAUGUGGCCACCCUCUAUCUCGAGAAUGGAGACACCUACCAAGCCAUAAUAUACUAUGAGAAACUGUUGCAUCUGAAAGCCGAGCUCCUCACAGAGGUGGGACACUAUGAAAACUUGCCUGACUUUUGGACGAAGGAGCUCCAGUGUGGGUUGCAUCUGAAUCUCAGCAUCGCGUACAAGUCUAUCGGGAAUAUGCACUCAGCAGUUUAUCAUGCACAGAAGUAUAACAGUUUCAUGAAAGAGUUUGGCUUCACAGGAAGAACUUUGGCAGAAUCUCAUCACAAUACUGGGAUGCUGAAUGAGAUUUUGGGAAAUUAUAAAGAAGCUCUUGAACAGUAUCAACUGUAUUUGAAUCUGUCACAGAAAAACCAAAACAGGAAGGGUAUUGCACAGGCUUACGGCUGUAUGGGAACGGUCUAUGCUGCUCUGAGAAACUGGACUUUGAGUAUUACGUACCACGAGCAGUACAUCAAUAUGGCUGCCAAAUUUGGUGAUAAGCGUAUGCUUGCUAUCGCUAAUGAGAUGCUGGCUGAUUCAUACAUGCUUAAAGAGGAUCAUGAAUCUGCUGUGAAGCAUUAUGAGGCAAUGCUGAAAGCAUGUGCUCGGACCGACAGUCGGACAAAGUGUACAGGGUUGUGUAAGCUCGGUAGUGCGUAUCGUGCUCAGUCGAAGAAGCAGUAUAGCUUGUAUUUUUACGAACAAGCUUGUGACAUUGCAAGGGAUUAUGGGUACACAGACAUCCAGACAAUGGCUGAAUACAACAUCGCUUGCAUCCAGCAGGCGUCUACACAGAUGCAAGACAUCGAACAGGCCUUGAAAUAUUUCCAGAAACUUAUUCCGUUCGAAACAAAGAUCAGGGAACAUGUCGAUGAGGGUACUCACAGGCCGGCUGGAUAUGACGAACAGCUUCUGGAGUGUUAUGACGGCAUCCAGUCUGUUCUAAGCAAGCUUGGGAACAAGGAGGAGGGUCUUCAGUUUGCUGAGGCAUUCAGGAAGCGCACUGUCACCCAGUUACCCAAUUAUGCAUCAACCUUAGGGCAGACUAUUCCGAGUACACUUGCAUUGCGGAAUAUGUGGACUGUUGAGAGGAUGAAUCGCUCAGUCAGUCAGCAGAAUGGGACUGUAUUGUAUUAUUCGCUACUGGAUUCAUCACUGUUGCUAUGGGUACUGCAGCCUGGCAGGGGAUUGGUCAGAUUCUAUACAGGAAGAGCUGGAAAGGAUAUGUCAAUGCGAGAUCAGAUCCAGACUCUGAUUGACGAAGUGCUGUCAGACUUUGACAAGGAGAACCUUAUCAAUGAAUGUGAAAACAAAUCCCUCCCACUUCCAGAUUCAAACUUGAAUAAUAUCCGCAAAACCAACAUGAAACUUGCCAAACAAUCUGAAGAAACAGAUACUUCCAAGGCAUCAGAAAAAGACAAUUCUUCACCGAAAACCAAGAAAUCUGCAUUGAGGCAACUCUACAAUAUACUAUUUGCACCAGUUGAAGAUAUUUUGUCUGGCCUGGAUACCAUGAGCCAUUUGCUGAUUGUUCCGGAUAAGGAACUACGUCAUUGUCCAUUCGGAAUUCUCCAGGACUGGAACGCCAGGUACGUGAUGGAUCGGUUUCGGAUAACUUUUCUUCCCUGUAUCCUCCUACUAGACAAAGUCCUCCAGAACGAGAUGGACCAUCUCCGACACCAGGACCAGCUAGAGUUUGACCGGUCCCAGUCUCGGAAAGGAGGGACCAACAAAGUUAUUGCUCUACAGAAGAGGGAGAGUUUGUUUUCUGAGAUCAUCACACCAUGUGAUCUCAGCAUGUCCAGUCUUGAGAGAGUCAAUCUCAAGCAUGUCUCCAAUCCGAGACUGUACACAUCAGGGGUUUUGGCAACUCCAGACAAGGGAAGGAACUCUCAGGUAGCUUUGAGCAGGGAGGCAACUUUUCAGUCUCAGCUGUCCAAGGCAGAGAGCCGGAGGGGUGAGGUUGGUCUUGAGGGUGUAUCACCAAGACCUUACCCGGUGGUUGGUCGACCGGUGUCACCAGAGAAGAUGCUGAGCACACAGACGUACACCACUCUGACGACACGGACAUCCACCGGGACGGACAUCACGACGUCAAGUCAGAUGGUGACGCUGUAUCAGCAGAUCAGUAGCAUGGAGCGAUGUUUGGUGUACGGAUGUCCGGAUAUACAGGACAGUGUGGAGCUCCGUGGUCAGCCGUGGAGACCGAGGUGUGACCUUGACAACACCAGGAAGGAGCUGCAGCAAGUAGCUGAGUGUCUUGAUGUCGACCCGGUGGUGGGGACCGACGCUACCAAGAGCAGCUUGCUGCAGGAUCUACAGAAAGCCACUAUUGUCCACAUAGCAACUUUUGGGUGCUGGAGAGAGAACCUGCUUGUCCUGACCCCUAACAAGGCUCGUCUGGAGGACGGAGUGGCCAGGGAGAGGUCGUACAUCGUAUCCCCAGAGGACAUCCAUAACUUGAAGAUGUGUGCUCAACUGGUGGUUCUCAACUGUGGCUACAACCCAUGGAGAAGGGAGUGGAUUCACAGCUUCAGUCUGCCAGCAAGCUUCUUGGCUGCAGGGGCCCAGUGUGUAAUGGUGACCCAGUGGCAGGUAGCAGAUAAUGCUAUGGACAAAUUCUAUCAUCACUUCUACAUGUCACUGCAAAAUGGCUGCCUGCUGUCUGAUGCGGUCCGGACUGGCAUGGAGGCUGUCAGACAUGAUGACAGGUUCAGGCAUGUGUACAACUGGUGCCCAUUCAUUCUGAUCGGGAAAGACACUGAGGUGAGCAUCAACCAGAUCCGCCAUGCAAUGCUGGACCAAAAGCUGGACAACACUGAAGCCACUGUUGAGAAGGAGACCGGUCAAGAGUACCUCAACCCCAGGAAUGUCGUAGCACAUGUGCCAACAAAGGCAGGGAGAACUGGUUUGAGACUGGAUGCUGCCCUGAAGCGUCUCCACACAGAGGACAACAACAAGCAGACGUCCAAUCUGUCGGCGGAGCUGACCCAGGGGAAGGGGAUAGUCCCUCUGCUGACGAUGCUGGGCUUCCACUUCCAGGCUAUGGGGGCCUCUCUGUCCGCCCCCUACAUCAUCUACCCCCACUGGAACAAGGAUGAGAUGCUCAUACCAGCCUACGAUGCCCUCAGAGCCCUCACAGACAUUGUUGGGAAUGCUGAGUGCAGCCAGACCCUGUGUGACAUACUGCCUCUCCAACAGGAUCACAUCUCGCUGCUGGUCGACCUGAUGAGCAUCACAAGACAUGCUCCAGAACUUCAGCUCAAGGUCACUGACCUUUCUGUGCGACCUCUGUGGCAGAACACCAAGGUGAAGAAACUGCUGACAUCAGCAGGUUUCCACCAGAUUGGCCUCUUGCUCAACUUUAACAAAGUUCCAGCCAACAAGCAGCUGUUGACGUCCCUGCUGCAGCUGUUGUUGGCUGUCAGCUGUCACAAGAGCCAGGUGCUACUGUACCGCCUGGACGUCAACCUCCUAGGUCGAUCCCCCAGCCCGGGCAGACAGGUAGCACUGUGGAGCGGAGGAAGAGAUGGUGCAAAGAUGAAGCUGGCUCGCAGCAAGUCUAACCUGGACGAAGACUUCCAGGACUACCUGGAGAGGGCCAGAACCUGGCACCAGAUGACGGUCACAGCUCAGGUGGGUUCAGCUGGAUAA
This is a messenger RNA of Haliotis rubra (blacklip abalone), 4564 nucleotides long. RefSeq names its product tetratricopeptide repeat protein 28-like. Gene Ontology annotation, molecular function: protein binding. Lineage: Eukaryota; Metazoa; Mollusca; Gastropoda; Lepetellida; Haliotidae. The record is from RefSeq and is a predicted model, not a curated record.